Molecule: messenger RNA, 2269 nt
Organism: Drosophila arizonae
Lineage: Eukaryota; Metazoa; Arthropoda; Insecta; Diptera; Drosophilidae
Product: progestin and adipoQ receptor family member 4
Cellular component (GO): membrane
Molecular function (GO): signaling receptor activity
Source: RefSeq, a predicted model, not a curated record
UCAGAUAUUGACGUGCUUACGCCAACGUGCGCUGCGAAGCCUGCUCCCGCCUUGUAGUAUUUUCCGUGUCCGCAACGAAAUAAAAAAAUAAAAAAGAACAACCACACACAAAAAUUGGACUAUUAAAAAUUCACGAGGAAAUCAACAUUAGGACGCGUCUGAUGGCAGCAUAAUUAAACGAGUGUCUGCCAAGCGGUAUGCCGCGCCCACAUCAACGCUGUAUUAGCCACCAACUUAGUCAAAGUUCAUAACAGCAGCUAUACCAAGAGUUAUCCAAAACGUGUUCACACCCACCCGCGCCCCGCCCACUUGCUUCCAAACGGAGUUUCUGCAGCAGUUGCAUUGCGGCCUGAAUGCAGGCAGAAUUGUGUUGCGCUUAUUGGCCAUUUAGUUGCCAUUAAACUGCAUUGAACAAAAUUAACAUAUAGUUUUUGGACGAGGCGCAUGCCAGAUUUGCUGUUGCCGCCAAUUUAUAGAACCGGCCAUUGAACGCGCCUAAACUCGAGGCAUGGACACUGCUGCCGCCGCCGCUGCUGCCGUCGUUGUUGAUCUGAGCUCCGAGCCGGUCAGCAAGUCUGCUGCCAGCAAGUUGAUCAGCAAGCCCAAAACUAAGCCGGCUCCCAGCUACGUGCCAUCAGUUGUUGUUGCCAACGCUACGGCAGCUCCAUGCCACGUGAGCUGUGAGCACGAUAUUGCCAAUUGCCUGGGCAGCACCGUCGAGUCGAUGUCUGCCUCACCACCGACAACGCCUGUGCGCAUCCGCGGCAUCAGUCAUGAGGUCGGCCUAGCCGAUGGCCUGGCCGGCGGGACCGGCAAUGGCGAGCCAUAUGCGACUCAUGGGAUGGUCAUGAACGGCCUGAAGGAUUUGGCCGGCGGCGAGGUUGGACAUGGGGAGAAUCUAAGUGCAGCACUGGCCUCAUUGAAUACCACAUCAUUAACGUCUUCCACGAACGCUUCCACAACGCCAAUGUCUGCCUUGCUUACAGCACCAACAGCCACAACAACAGCACCACCAACAGCCACAACAGCAGGAACAAUAACAGCAACAGCAACGGCAACAGCAGCAGCAACAUCCACAACAGCUUCCGGCGGAAUAUCAAGUGCGACGACAACAGCAACAACGACCACACUAGCAACAGGCAGCAGCAACAGCAACAGCAGCAGCAACAACAGCAGCAAGUCAACGAUGGCAUCGGCUAAUAUGGAUCAGCUCCUGCAUUGGCAGGACAUGCCCAAAUAUCUGCAAUUCAAUCCGUAUGUCCUCAAAGGAUACCGUCCGCUGCAGACCUUCAAGGGCUGCCUGCUCAGUCUCUUCUAUUGGCACAACGAGACCAUCAACAUACUGACGCACGCCAUACCCAUAUUUUAUAUACUGGCCAUUGUUCCGGGCCUGAUGCCGUGGGACAGUGGCUACAAGUUCCUCUCGUUUUGCCACGUAUUUGGAUCGGUGGCGCCCUGGUGCGGCAGCUUCGUCUAUCAUCUGUUUAUGAACAUCGAGAAGGGGGAGAAUUUUUACUAUACGCUGCUCAAGCUGGACAUGGUUGGCAUUUGGGUGAGCCAGAGUUUCGGUGCCUUGCCGCUGGUUACGGCGACAACACUCUGCUUUACGCCCAUUCUUAAGUGGUUCAUCAUAACCGCAUACUGUCUGCUCUCGCUAUGGGGUUUGUAUAAGGCACUCACCGCCAGCUCUCCGUGGCAGAGGCGUCUGUGCUUUGCUCUGCCGUUUGCCAUGCGCUCCGUGUUGACCUUUCUACGGAUCCGAGGAAUGGUGGGCGGCAGUCAUAUGGCCCUUUCCCAUGUCUAUCUGCAGGUUGAAGUUGAUGGCGUCUCCAUAUUGGGCGGUGCUAUUGGUGCCAUGCGCAUACCCGAAAAGUGGUUUCCCGGCCUGGUCGACUUCUAUCUAAACUCGCAUAAUAUUAUGCAUGUGCUGGUCGUGGUGGCCGUCUACUCCAUGCAUAAGGCAACAAUCAAAGACUUUGAAUGGAUGUCCACACAGACGUGCAAUUCGGUGGCCAAUGCCACCGUGGAACAGUCAUUGACCCAUAUUGACCUAUGACCCGCUUACUGGCUGCUCCUAAUCCUGCUUCUCUCACUGUUGCUCCUGCUAAAGCCCCAACCGCGACGUGCCCGAAUCAAUUGGAAAAUGCAAAAAAUUCGCUCGCAGCCUGACUAAACGGCUGGACAGAGCUGAUCAAAGCUUCAAUAUGCUACUCGAAUAUACCGUGUAUAAAAUGAGCGCGUGCUGUAACAGUAACAAUAUGAAUAAGAA